CUUCUCCUCCUCCUCCUCCUCCUCCUCCUCCUCCUCCUCCUCUUUCUCCUCCUCCAGAAGAGCCUGAGAUUCCCUCGUAUCCACAACGACCACUACCUCGCUAGCACGAACAAGCAUAAAGAGUACAAUGAAAAGCGAAUUUUCGGUGCCAGGCACCUGCUUGCUGAUGUCGGUCUGACGGACGAGCGGACGCGUAUGCGCCGCUUAAUCGUGGGUAUCAUCUGCCUGCUACUGCUCAACCUCCUGCUGUUCUUCCUCUUUGUGACCAUUGGUUGCUAUCUGAGACGUCGAUUUAGACGACGACGAAAGUCUUCCAUGGCGUGCCAAAUCAUCUCAGCAAGCAAUGCCAGUGACCUUGUGCGAGACCAAGUUAAUCCAGGGCAGUCGAAUGUCAAGGAGGCGGCAAACGGGACAGCAGUUGGCUCCAAGAACGCACAUACCGCAUCCAACGGAUUCCACAACUACCAACCCGAAUUCAUUUUCCCCCCAGUUAGCCUGCCUAUACGCUCGAAAGAGGAGCAGCAGCUACUGAAAAACGGUAAUCCAACCAUUCCCGAUGGAGAGGUCUGUCUUCCCUCCCGACCACCAGCACCACGGCAUUCAACUCUCCUCCAACGUUUAAGCCUGCAUGUACCCUGGCGCCGACGUGGCAGUACUAGUCGCUACAAACAUACUCUCGUGCUAGAGCACCCCAAUGACUCGCUGAAUGUGGACUGGGGCAUCAAGAAUUUGCAUCCACUCUAG
Dibothriocephalus latus is the source of this 744-nucleotide messenger RNA. The record is from the annotation of a GenBank genome assembly. NCBI's taxonomy places the organism in Eukaryota, Metazoa, Platyhelminthes, Cestoda, Diphyllobothriidea, Diphyllobothriidae.